This is a messenger RNA of Clonostachys rhizophaga, 612 nucleotides long. NCBI's taxonomy places the organism in Eukaryota, Fungi, Ascomycota, Sordariomycetes, Hypocreales, Bionectriaceae. The record is from the annotation of a GenBank genome assembly.
AUGGCCAACCCCCGAGUUGAAGAGCUCCCCGACGAGGAGCCCCAGAAGACCGUCGUCGAGGACCACGAGGACGACAGCAGCGAUGAGUCUGAGGCUGAGACCGGUGCGCCCUCUGGCACCGCUGCCGUGGUCCACUCCCGCAACGAGAAGAAGGCCCGCAAGGCUCUCGAGAAGCUGCAUCUGACCAGAAUCCCUGGCAUCACCCGCGUCACCCUCCGCCGCCCCAAGAACAUGCUCUUCGUCAUCAACACCCCCGAGGUCUACAAGUCUCCCAACAGCAACACCUACAUUGUUUUUGGUGAGGCCAAGAUCGAGGAUAUCAACGCCACCGCCCAGCAGGCUGCCGCUGCCCAGCUCGCCGCCGCCAACGCUGAGGACCACUCCGGCCACAGCCACGCCGAGCCCAGCAAGGCCGGCGAGUCAUCCGAUGCCAAGAAGGACGAGGAGGAGGAGGAGGAGGAUGAUGACGAGGAGGUCGACGCCGAGGGCAUCGAGGACAAGGACAUUGAGCUGGUCAUGACCCAGGCCAACGUCAGCCGCAACAAGGCCGUCAAGGCCCUGAAGGAGAACGACAACGAUAUUGUCAAUUCAAUCAUGGCACUGAGUAUCUAA